Messenger RNA from Hevea brasiliensis (rubber tree), 1208 nucleotides. RefSeq names its product clavaminate synthase-like protein At3g21360. Bases 1 to 966 code for a protein of 321 amino acids. The record is from RefSeq and is a predicted model, not a curated record. Gene Ontology annotation, molecular function: oxidoreductase activity. NCBI's taxonomy places the organism in Eukaryota, Viridiplantae, Streptophyta, Magnoliopsida, Malpighiales, Euphorbiaceae. The transcript is spliced from 3 exons.
AUGGGAUUCCAUUGCAAGGACUUCAAAGUAGGAAAAUGCCAAGGGCAGAAAGUGGUGGAUGAAGAGACCAUGCCACUGGUGCUGCUACCUCCAGAGCCUGACAAAGGAGACAUAGAGUCACUUGUGUUGGCUCUGAAGAGGAACAAGGACUGGUUUGAGCAAAUGAUCGUCAAGAACAGUGCUGUUCUCCUUCGAGGUUUUGAUGUGAAGGAAGCUGAGGAUUUCAAUGAUAUAGUUGAAGCAUUUGGGUGGGAUGAUAUUCGAUAUGUAGGGCCUGCUCUCCGCACUCAUGUAUACAAGCGAGUAUGGACUGCCAACGAAGGACCACUUUCUGAGUUCAUAUACUACCACCACGAAAUGGUUUUGAUAAGUGAUUAUCCCAAGAAAGUAGUGCUAUUCUGUGAGAUACCACCACCAGAAGGUGGGCAGACACCCUUUGUUCCAAGCUUCAAGGUUACUGAAAGGAUGCUGGAGGAGUUCCCAGAAGCAGUGGAGGAAAUAGAGAAAAAGGGGUUAAAAUACAGGUUUACAGCUCCUAGCAAGAACGACAAAUCCUCCAUGAGAGGCAGAGGUUGGGAGGAUGCUUUUGGGACGUCAGACAAAGCAGAGGCAGAAAGGAGGGCAAAGGCUCUAGGAAUGGAUGUGGAGUGGCUACCAAAUGGUGGGGUAAUGACAACAAUUGGUCUUCGCUGUUUAACAAAGGUGUUUGAUGGAAGAAAAGGGAGGAGAAUGUGGUUUAACACUGUAGUUGGGAUGCAUGGGAAGGAACAGAGCUCUGCAUUGAUGGCAGAUGGAACAGAAAUACCAGAAAACUUUGUAAAGAGAUGCGAACAAAUCAUUGAAGAAGAAAGCAUCCAAUUUAAGUGGGAGAAGGGCGAUGUUCUUAUCCUUGAUAACUUGGCUUUGCUCCAUGGAAGAAGGCCUUCUUUGCCUCCUAGGAAAGUUCUUGUUACUGCAUGCAAGUAGUUUGAUAUUUGGGUGCUUAAUUGCUAGAACAUAGAAAUUAGUGCUUCAUGUCCUAACAGGGGCUGUGGUGAUGCUAUGUGCUUUGCAAGUUUAUUGGUAUUUUUUCUGCGACACUAUCAAGGUUGGAAUUUGAACUUUUGCACUACAAAGCAAGCACUCAAUCAUUGGAUUGCUGGCAUUAAAAGGUUUUAUUUCUAAGAUUGUUUUUAUAUUGAUGUAUGGAGCUAAAUUUGAGACCCGCA